Acanthosepion pharaonis is the source of this 477-nucleotide messenger RNA. The record is from the annotation of a GenBank genome assembly. NCBI's taxonomy places the organism in Eukaryota, Metazoa, Mollusca, Cephalopoda, Sepiida, Sepiidae.
AUGAAUACAUAUCCCUCCUUUCCUCCCUCCCUUUUCUUUCUUCCUUUUCCCUUCCUCCAUUUUGAAUACGUAUCCGUCUUUUCCACCCUCCUUUCUCUUUCUUCCUCUUUCCCUUGCUCCAUUAUGAAUACAUAUUCCUCUUUUCCUCCCUCUCUUUUCUUUCUUUUUUCCUUCCCACAUUGUGAAUACAUAUCCCUCCUCUCCUCCCUCCCUUUUCUCUUCCUCCAUUUUGAAUACGUAUCCGUCUUUUCCACCCUCCUUUCUCUUUCUUCCUCUUUCCCUUGCUCCAUUAUGAAUACAUAUCCCUCCUUUUCUCCCUCCCUUUUCUUUCUUCCUUUUCCCUUCCUCCAUUUUGAAUACGUAUCCGUCUUUUCCACCCUCCUUUCUCUUUCUUCCUCUUUCCCUUCCUCCAUUAUGAAUAUAUAUUCCUCUUUUCCUCCCUCCCUUUUCUUUCUUUUUUCCCUUCCCCCAUUAUGA